AUGGGAGAGCAGCCAAUAGAAAGUUUACCUUUUAGUGGUGAACAGUUGCUUCUCAAUCUGGAAGGAAAAAAAGCUACAAAAUACUGUGAUGAAACCGGGAACUGGUUUAAGCAUCCAGAAACCAAUCAUACUUGGUCCAACUAUACGUUGUGUAAUAAAUUCAUAGAUUACAAAAUAAAGAGAAAGAUGACAAGCUUUGCAUCCACUGAAAAUUAUGAAGAAAGUACAACUGAACCAUCAUUAAUUGAGACUGCACAAGACCUAAUAAGGCAAAAGAUAAUGGAUGCACAGUUUAAAUGUUAUGAAAAAAUGGUCAGGGACCCUUUAUAUGAUAAACCAGGUCUAUACUGUAACCGAACCUGGGAUGGUUGGCUAUGCUGGGAUGAUACACCAGCUGGAACACUCAGCAUGCAGAACUGCCCGAACCACUUUAAUGAUUUUGAUGAAACCGAGAAAGCUACAAAGUACUGCGAUGAAACUGGGAACUGGUUCAAACAUCCAGAAACCAAUCGAACUUGGUCCAACUAUACAUUUUGUAACAAGUUCACAGAUUAUAAAAUAAAGAUGGCGCGUAUUCUUUACUAUAUGGCUGUUGUGGGUCAUACACUGUCAAUUAUAUCGCUAUUGAUUUCUCUGGCUAUUUUCUUCUAUUUCAAGAGCCUCAGCUGUCAAAGGAUAACACUCCAUAAGAAUUUAUUUGUCUCCUACGUAUUUAACUCAGUCUUUACACUUAUCCAACUUAUGGUGGUGGCCAAUGACAAGGAGGUAGUUUCCCAAAAUCCUGUGGGAUGCAAAGUGCUGCACUUCUUCCUCCAGUACAUGUUGGGCUGCAAUUACUUUUGGAUGCUUUGUGAAGGGAUCUACUUGCACACACUCAUUGUAGUGGCUGUAUUUGCUGAGGAACAACAUCUGCACUGGUAUUAUCUUCUGGGUUGGGGAUUUCCUUUAAUACCAGCCAGCAUUCAUGCAGUGGCAAGAAUGAAAUACUUUAAUGACAAUUGCUGGAUAAGUGUUGAAACACAUCUGCUUUACAUAGUACAUGCUCCAAUUGUUGCAGCUCUAUUGGUGAACCUUUUCUUCUUGCUCAACAUAGUCCGUGUCCUGGUUACAAAGCUAAGAGAUACCCACCGUACUGAAAGCAAUAUGUACAUGAAGGCUGUUCGAGCAACUUUAAUACUUGUGCCACUGCUGGGAAUUCAGUUUGUCAUUAUCCCUUGGAGACCAGAAAACAGACUUGCUGGCGAAAUUUAUGACUACAUUAUGCACAUAUUUGUGCAUUACCAGGGUUUGUUAGUGGCCACCAUAUUUUGCUAUUUCAAUGGUGAGAUGCAGGCAGCUCUGAAGAGACAAUGGAUGCAAUAUAAAAUGCAAUUGGGCCAGCGACGUCGUGAGCACUGCUCCAUGCGUUCAACCUCGUAUACAGCGACAUCUAUCACAGAGGUUCCUGUUUACCUGUAUCAUCAGGACAGCAAUAGCGAACAUUUAAAUGGCAAAUACAUGGAAGAAUCUGAAAUUGCUGCCCUAAAGUCAAAAGAGAUGUAUGCCUAA
Messenger RNA from Rhincodon typus (whale shark), 1548 nucleotides. RefSeq names its product calcitonin receptor (gene calcr). Gene Ontology annotation, molecular function: calcitonin receptor activity; amylin receptor activity. Lineage: Eukaryota; Metazoa; Chordata; Chondrichthyes; Orectolobiformes; Rhincodontidae. The transcript is spliced from 13 exons. The coding region runs from base 1 to 1548 and encodes 515 amino acids. The record is from RefSeq and is a predicted model, not a curated record. Gene Ontology annotation, cellular component: plasma membrane; axon. Gene Ontology annotation, biological process: cell surface receptor signaling pathway; positive regulation of cytosolic calcium ion concentration; adenylate cyclase-activating G protein-coupled receptor signaling pathway.